AUGACUUUCGUCAACCUUUUAUUGAGAAAUCCAAACAAAACUCAAUUUUUCCGACUUCUCUCCAUAAACCGUUCGGUAGCGCUUAGCAGAUUUGAGAAUAAGACUUUGGAUUAUGAUAAAUUAGAGCAUACUUUGAAUACAGUAAAGAAGCGACUUGCACACCCGCUAACUUUAGCUGAAAAGGUACUUUAUUCUCAUCUUGAUGAUCCAAAAAAUGCAAUUAUUGAAAGGGGUAAAAGUUACCUCAUGCUUCGACCUGAUCGUGUUGCAAUGCAAGAUGCUACAGCUCAAAUGGCAUUAUUGCAGUUUAUUAGUAGCGGUCUUCCACGUGUUGCUGUGCCUUCAACAGUUCAUUGUGAUCAUCUUAUUGAGGCUAAAGAUGGUGCUGGGGCAGAUUUGAGUCGAGCUAACGACACUAAUAAAGAAGUAUAUGAUUUCCUUGCAUCUGCAUCAGCUAAAUAUGGAAUUGGAUUUUGGAAACCUGGAUCAGGAAUUAUACAUCAGAUUGUAUUAGAAAACUAUGCUUUUCCUGGUGCGUUAAUCAUUGGAACUGAUAGUCAUACGCCUAAUGGCGGUGGACUUGGCGGUCUGUGUAUUGGAGUAGGCGGUGCAGAUGCUGUAGACGUAAUGGCUAACUUACCCUGGGAAUUAAAAGCACCUCUGGUAAUUGGUGUUCAUUUGACUGGAAAGUUAUCUGGUUGGACAAGUGCAAAAGAUAUUAUACUGAAGGUAGCUGAAAUUCUUACAGUAAAAGGUGGAACUGGAGCUAUUAUAGAAUAUUAUGGUCCUGGUGUUGAAUCAAUUUCCUGUACGGGUAUGGCUACAAUUUGUAAUAUGGGUGCGGAAAUUGGUGCUACAACAUCAAUUUUCCCUUUUAACGAUCGUAUGUUGGACUACUUACGUGCUACAAACAGAGCGGAUAUUGGUGAUUUAGCAUCAAAGCAUAAGGGUUCUUUGCUUACACCUGAUGCAAACUGCAAAUACGAUAAAAUAAUUGAAAUCAAUUUAGAUACCUUGGAACCACAUGUCAAUGGUCCAUUUACUCCUGAUCUGGCUCACCCGAUUUCACAAUUGUCUAGUCGUUCAGCUAAAGAAGGUUGGCCACAGCAUAUUAGCGCUGGUCUAAUCGGUUCGUGUACUAACUCCUCAUAUGAAGAUAUGUCACGUGCUGCCAGUUUAGCUAAACAAGCAUUAGACAAAGGUGUUAAAGUCAAAUCACAAUUCUAUAUAACACCUGGCAGUGAACAAAUCAGAGCAACUAUUGAACGUGAUGGGAUAACUGAAGUGUUUCAGUCUAUUGGCGGUAUAGUAUUAGCUAAUGCAUGUGGCCCGUGUAUUGGUCAAUGGUCUAGAAAGGAUACAAAGAAAGGUGAUAAGAAUACAAUUGUCUCAUCAUAUAAUCGUAAUUUCACUGGUCGUAAUGAUGCUAAUCCAGCUACGCAUGCCUUUGUUACCUCACCCGAGAUAGUUACAGCUUUAGCUCUUGGCGGGAGUUUAACCUUUAAUCCAUUAAAGGAUGAAUUAGUUGCAGCUGACGGUUCAAAAUUUAAAUUGAAACCACCAACAGGCGAUACAUUGCCUAAGAAAGGUUUUGAUGCUGGCCAAGACACCUAUCAACCUCCACCAGAGGAUACUUCAAAGAUUGCUGUGAAAGUCGACCCGUCAAGUCAACGUUUACAGCUGUUAACUCCAUUUAAUAAAUGGGAUGGUAAAGACUUGAUCAAUAUGCCAAUAUUAAUUAAAAUUAAAGGCAAAUGUACAACAGAUCAUAUAUCAGCAGCUGGCCAAUGGUUAAAAUAUCGUGGUCAUUUAGAUAAUAUUUCAAAUAAUUUAUUUAUUGGUGCUGUUAAUGAAGAGAAUGGUGAAGUCAAUAAAAUAUUACAUCGUGAAUCUGGUAAAUGGGAUACAGUUCCAGCGGUAGCUAGAAAGUAUAAAGCUGAAGGUGUAAGCUGGUGUGUUGUCGGUGAUGAGAAUUAUGGUGAAGGAAGUAGUCGAGAGCAUGCUGCUUUAGAGCCUAGACAUUUAGGAGGACGAGCGAUUAUUGUGAAAAGUUUUGCACGUAUACAUGAAACAAAUCUAAAGAAGCAAGGUCUGCUUCCCCUGACUUUUGCCAAUCCAUCUGAUUACAAUAAAAUUAAACCAUCGGAUAAAAUUUCCCUCAUAGACUUAAAAAAUCUUCAACCGGGCAAACCUGUUCGUUGUGUCCUUCAUCAUGAAAAUGGUCAAAGCGAAGAGAUACAAUUAAUGCAUACCUUUAAUGAAAAUCAACUGGAAUGGUUCAAGGCUGGUAGUGCUUUGAAUAGAAUGCGGGAAUUAAGCGGUCAUAAAUAA
Molecule: messenger RNA, 2331 nt
Organism: Trichobilharzia szidati
Lineage: Eukaryota; Metazoa; Platyhelminthes; Trematoda; Strigeidida; Schistosomatidae
Source: the annotation of a GenBank genome assembly